AUGGCUGGAAGAGGCAAAACUCUUGGUUCUGGUGCCGCAAAGAAGGCUCAAUCUCGUAGUAGCAAAGUCGGUCUUCAAUUUCCGAUUGGUCUUAUUGCUCGUUUUCUGAAAGCCAGCAAGUAUGCCGAGCGUGUUGGUGCCGGAGCUCCUGUGUACCUUGCUGUUGUUCUCGAAUACCUUGCUGCUGAGGUGAAUUUUUGCUUUAUUUUCAUAAAAAAAAAUCUGUUUUUGUUUUCUCAAUUUCUAGGUGUUUCUGAUUUUGUAUGUGAAUUUUGGUCUUUUCAAGUGCUUGAAUUAGCUGGAAAUGCAGCUAGGGAUAACAAGAAGACUAGAAUAGUUCCAAGGCAUAUCCAGUUGGCUGUGAGGAACGAUGAAGAACUGAGCAAGUUUCUUGGUGAUGUGACAGUUGCUAAUGGUGGUGUUAUGCCCAACAUCCAUAACCUUUUGCUUCCUAAGAAAGCUGGCAUAUCAAAGCCCUCUGCUGAUGAGGAUUAGGUGGAAGGAUAAGAGAAGGUUUCUAGGGUUGAGGGUUAAAUUUAUUUUUUUAGUAAUUGGUGUUUCUGUCUCUUAGAUUCCAUAGAGAUUAGGUGAAAUCAAUUAUGUUUUUCUUUUGGUUUAGUCGAAGCUUUUAGGGUUUAUGGUAGUCUGUAUAUAUAAAUGGAGGGAUGAAUGAAAGACUAUUUUCUUAAAUUGUUUCUCUUGGUUACUAUUUUUAUUUAUUUAUGAAAUAUCAUCUCAAUGAGAUCUAUCUU
Messenger RNA from Solanum verrucosum, 752 nucleotides. RefSeq names its product histone H2A.6-like. The transcript is spliced from 2 exons. Lineage: Eukaryota; Viridiplantae; Streptophyta; Magnoliopsida; Solanales; Solanaceae. Gene Ontology annotation, molecular function: DNA binding; protein heterodimerization activity; structural constituent of chromatin. The record is from RefSeq and is a predicted model, not a curated record. Gene Ontology annotation, cellular component: nucleosome. The coding region runs from base 1 to 495 and encodes 164 amino acids.